AUGAAUACUACUAAUUUUGUUUCGAAAUAUUUCAAUACUAUUUAUCAAUAUAUAGCAUCUCCAGCUGGACAUUUAAUAUUCGGAGAUCGUAUUGAAAGUACAAUAGUUGGGUUUUGUUUAUUUAUUGUUGCUGUUCUACUUUAUUAUCUUAUUCGUCGAUCUCAAGCUAAAGUUCGAUCUAAUGAAACUCUUAAUCGAUUUCGAAAACGUGAUAAAGUACUUCAUUAUGGAAAACGAAUUCUUCGAACAGUACGAUCAUACUCAUCAACAGCUAAAAAUCGAAUUCGACGUAAAGCAAGACGAUUUCAUCAACGAUCUCCAUCAGAGUUAGGCUAUUCAGGACCACGUAAACCUCCUGAGUUUUUACUUGAUACUGAUGGUGAUCCAGUCGAUACAUCAAAUCAACAUCAAAUACCACCUGAAAUACUUUAUUUAUUAAAAAGUGUUAAAGUUUUUGGUCAUUUUGAACGACCAGUUUUUCUUGCACUGUGCAAAUCUUUAGAAAGUAAAACACUUGUUGCUGGUUCUUAUCUUUUUCGUAUUGGAGAUGUUGAUGAUAGUUUAUAUGUUGUACAAAAAGGACUUUUACAUGUAUUUAUAACAGAUGAAAGACAUCAUCGACAUUUAAUUAAAGAAUGUGUUGAAGGUGAUACAGUUUUUUCUCUAUUAAGUAUGGUUGAUGUUAUGACUGGUCAUAGUAAACCAUUUAAAACUGUUAGUUGCAAAGCAAUUGAAGAUAGUAUUGUGCUCAAAUUACCUGCUUCAGCUUUUCUUGGUGUUUUUAAAGAAUAUCCUGAAUGUAUGGUUCGAAUUAUUCAAAUGCUGAUGAUACGACUUCAACGUGUAACAUUUCUUGCUCUUCAUGAUUAUUUGGGUUUAACAACUGAAUUAACUGCUGUUGGUCAUCAUCAAUCUCAACCACUUGUUAGAACUCAAAGUAAUCCUCAUCGUCAGCAUCCUAAACUUAAUCGUCAACACGCUCAUGUUCAACCAAAGACUCUUCCUCCAGUAAUAAGAGCUUCUACUGAUACAUUAAAUACUACUGAAGAUGAUUUUACUGACAAUGCUAAUGGUCGAUUAUCACGAUCAAUUUCAACUGUAUCUUAUACGUCACCCUCAUCGGAUCAAACUGAAACAACAGUAACACCGGAAAUAGCUGAACAUCAGAAUGAGUUUGAAAGUAUUCCAAUACCAACAAUAGCUGAACGAACAAAAUCUAUACCAAUGCCAUUACACAAGCGUUCAACUACUUUUGCUGGUCUACGAUCAAUGAGUGUUGUUGAAAGUCGUCAUAUGAAACCUGAUUUUGAAGAAGCAGCAGCACGUGCUCGAGUAAAAAAUUCUUUAGAUACAACAUUUUUUGAAAAACAUAAAAUAAGUUAUCCAAAUGUACCAAGUAAUCGAGCAGCAAAUGCAUUUGCUUCAAAUCGACGUGCAAGUUUUUCUGAUCCUGAUUAUAUACCUCCAUAUCCAAGAUCAGCAGGUUCUGGUAGUGAUAGUGAAGGAAGUGAAUAUAAUGAACGUGCUGAUGAUUCAAAUCUACAAGCUGAUUGGCCAAAUAUUCGAGAAGCUUUAGCAAAAGCUCUUGGUUUUGAAGGAGAUAUUACAUUACUUGAUGAUAAAGCUCAUAUACAUCGUUUACCUGAUAGAUAUACAUUAGCAAAAGAAGGUGAACAAUUGAAUAAAUUAUAUUUUGUUAUACAUGGUUCCAUAGCUGCUUAUAUGAAAGAAAUAAGUGAAGCUAAAAAAGAACGUGUAAUGUUUACUAACGAAGCAAAUGAAGUUAGUGGCCUUGUCAGUGUUCUUACUGGUGAACCAACAUUGUUUACAUAUCGAACUCAUGGUUUGACAGAUAUUUGUACAAUAACGAAAGAAGGCAUGUAUGAUCUUUUGCGUAUUCAACCAAACCUUGUAUUAACAAUAGCAUCGGUGAUGGUCCAACGAAUGUCUCCAUUAGUUCGACAAAUUGAUUUUGCUCUUGAAUGGAUGUUAGUUGAAGCUGGAAAAGCUUUAUAUCGACAAGAUUAUAAACCACAAAAUGUUUAUAUUGUUCUCAAUGGUCGUGUUCGAAGUGUUUUAUUAGCACAAGAUAAAAAACGACGAGAACUUAUUGGUGAACAUGGCCGUGGAGAAAUGGUUGGUCUUAUUGAAGUAUUAAUGGAGAUGCCUCGACAAUCAACUACCAUUGCUGUUCGGGAUACAGAAUUAGCUGUAAUUCCAUCUGGACUUUUAAAUUAUAUCAAAUGGCGUCAUCCACGUGUUGUUUCCCAUUUAAUUCAUGUAUUAUCACAAAAAAUCUAUGGAACUAUGCAAAAUACAUUAACAAAUAGUGUUGGUUUAACAAUGCCAUUAGCUGAUGAUGAAUUUCAAGAUCGAACAACAGCAUUAAAUAAAAAUUUGUCAACUGUUGCCAUUGUUGCUGCAUCAUAUGACGUCCCACUUGAUUCAUUUACUUGUGAACUUGUACAUAGUUUAUUAGCUAUUGGUCCAACACUUCAUUUAACACAACAAUUAAUUAUUGAUCGUUUUGGUGAUAGUGCAUUUGAAAGUAUUAAUGAUUAUCGUCUAAGUGCAUGGCUUGGUCAACAAGAAGAAGUACAUAAAAUUGUUGUUUAUCAAUGCGAUAAACAAUUAACACCAUGGACAAAACGAUCACUUCGACAAGCUGAUUGUAUACUUAUUGUUGGUAUUGGAUGGAAAGAACCAGUUAAAGGCUCAGUUGAAACUGAAAUGGAACGAAUAGCAGUUCGAGCACAAAAAGAAUUAAUUCUUUUACAUCGUAUGGGUAGUACAAAACCCAAAGGUACUGCUGAAUGGUUAAAAGAACGUAAUUGGUGUACAUUCCAUCAUCAUGUUCGAUGUCCCGAUCGUGUUUUUCAACAUGUCAAUUUAGAAUGUUGGAACGAUUAUACAGAUUUACUUGAACCAGAUCCAGAUCCAACAACAGAUUUUGCUCGUAUGUCUCGAUUUUUAACUGGUACAGCUAUUGGUCUUGUUUUGGGUGGUGGUGGAGCACGAGGUUGUGCACAUGUUGGAAUAAUUCAAGCUAUGCAAGAAGCUGGUAUACCAAUUGAUUUAAUUGGUGGUACAAGUAUUGGAGCACUUAUGGGAGCAAUAUGGGCUGAUGAAUUAAAUACCAAAGGUUUCAUUGACCGAGCUCGGGAAUGGUGCAAAAAAAUGACCUCUUUUUGGAGAAAAAUAAUUGAUUUAACAUAUCCAAUAACCAGCAUGUUCACAGGAGCUGGAUUUAAUGAAACUAUUGAAGAAGCUUUACUCGAUGUACAAAUCGAAGAUCUCUGGAUUCCAUUUUUUUGUAUUACAACUGAUAUAUCAGCAUCAAAGAUGCGUGUACAUACUUCAGGAAGUGCUUGGCGUUAUGUACGUGCAUCAAUGACUUAUGCUUUUUAUCUUCCGCCUAUGUGUGAUCCGAAUGAUGGACAUCUUCUUUUAGAUGGGUGCUAUAUGAACAAUCUUCCUGGAUCAUUGUGGCGGUAUGUGAGAGCAUCAAUGAGUCUUUCAGGUUAUUUUCCUCCAUUAUGUGAUCCAAAUGAUGGACAUUUAUUACUUGAUGGCGGAUAUGUAAAUAAUUUGCCGGCUGAUGUGAUGUAUAAACUCGGUGCGCAUACCGUUCUUGCUGUGGAUGUUGGUGCACAAGAUGAACAGAAUUUUUAUAAUUUUGGUGAUCAACUUUCCGGUUGGUGGAUUUUAUAUAAACGUUGGAAUAUUUGGUCAACUCCUGUUAAAGUACCUGAAUUAAGUGAAAUUCAAACUCGUCUUGCUUAUGUAUCAUGUCAAAGACAAUUAGAAAUAGUAAAAAAUUCUAAUUAUUGUGAAUAUCUACGUCCGCCCAUUGAUCGUUAUCAAACAUUACAUUUUAAUUUAUUUGAUGAAAUUCGAGAUGUUGGUUAUCAUCAUGGAAAAGCUGUUUUUCAUGGUUGGUCAAAAUUAGAAUCAUAUGAUACAGUUUUUCUGAAACAAAAAUUUAAGACAAUGAGAGAAAAACAAUCACGAUUACGUAAACAAGAAUCAACUGCAACAAAAUUUAUUGAUCUAGCAGAAUUAAUUACUCGUGUACGUGAUCCACCUAAAGGUGUAGAUGAUGAUGACGACGAUGAAGACGAUGAUGAUGAUGAUGAUGAUAUUGAAACAACAAAUACUGAAGAUUCUCAUACUUCAAUAUCAAGUAAUAUAAAACCUCGUAGAAGAAAAGUGUCACAUACAAAUAAUCGAUGGCUUAGCCAUAUUAGUGGUGGUGGUUUAAAACGUACUAGAAGACGUGUUCGUUUACGUUCUCGUCCUGAAACACCUACUAUGGUUCUUCACGACGAUAGUCGACGAACAUCAACAACAGUCAAUCCUAAUGAUGAAAAUCAAUAA
Messenger RNA from Adineta steineri, 4377 nucleotides. Lineage: Eukaryota; Metazoa; Rotifera; Eurotatoria; Adinetida; Adinetidae. The record is from the annotation of a GenBank genome assembly.